UGACAGAAAGCAAGAAAUAUUUUACCUAAUUGGUUCGGUUCGACUUUUGGUCCGGACACAGUUUUCAAUUUCCUAGAACCGUGAGUAACGCUUCGGUCAUUGGAUUUGUACAAAACCUAAUCGAUCCGGACUAUGUGCACCUCUAUUCAAUAGCAUUACCAUCAAAGUAAUCUUAACUUAUUAAAUCAUUUAAUUGGUCCAAAUCAACACAACUGUACCUACUCUUUCUCCCUCUAACAACAACUUCGAACACUAAUUAUGUCCAGAACUAUUCGAUGCAUGUGUACUUAUGUGCAUCGAACGGUUCCGGAUGCAAUUGUGUCCGGAGUGGUGUUUUAAAGUUGUGUUGGUAGCUUUGCUCCCACAAUACUGCCUUACCAACAGAAAAAAACUAAUAUGUGCAUCGAACGGUUCCGGACACAGUUGUGUUUUGAAGUUGCGUUAGUAGCUUUGCUCUCAUGACUUACCAACAGAAAAAAACUGACAAUAACUACUACUAGUUGACAACCUAAUAAUUUAUUGGUCUUACAUUUGCAUUAUGCCGUUAACAGCUUACCUGAAUUGCGGUUUCUUUAUUAGCAAGUCCGUUAGACUUCCAUUGUUAAUAUUUUUGGGGACAUGGACUCUGGUGUUGCCUUGAAUCCCAGUACAUCUACUGAACUGGGUACUAAUCCCACUGCCAACCAGGCGAAACGCGAGCGACGGACAAAGGCGAUACUGGAGAGCUACUACGAAAAGCAAUGGAGAAAUUUGGCAAGAGAUUUCAAGGGAAGGUGGCGAUUGUUACGGCUUCGACUCAGGGCAUCGGCUUCAGCUUCGCCGAGCGGCUCGGCUCGGAAGGCGCCUCCGUCGUUGUCUCAUCUCGUCGACAGAAUAAUGUAGAUGAGGCAGUGGAGAAGCUUAGAGCAAGAGGAAUUGAAGUUUUGGGAGUGGUUUGUCACGUGUCCAAUGCUCAACAAAGGAAGAAUCUCAUAGAAACAACUGUCCAGAAAUAUGGAAAAAUAGACGUGAUUGUCUCAAAUGCUGCUGUCAAUCCGUCUGUUGAUGCCAUAUUGGAAACCAAAGAAGCUCUCCUCGACAAGCUAUGGGAAAUUAACGUUAAAGCUGCUAUACUUCUUCUACAAGAUGCAACUCCUAACUUGCAGAAGGGUUCAUCAGUUAUUUUUAUUUCUUCUGUUGCUGGCUACCAGCCCCUGGCCAUGUAUGGGGUUACCAAAACUGCUCUUCUUGGUCUCAAGGUCCUUGCAGCUGAAAUGGCUCCUGGUACACGCGUAAACUGUGUUGCUCCCGGUUCUGUCCCCACUUGCUUCGCUGAUUUCCUCACAACUAAUGAUGAAGCCAGGAUGGCCAUUGAAGAGAAGAUAAUACUGAACAGGCUUGGAACAACAGAAGACAUGGCUGCAGCUGCUACAUUUCUGGCUUCAGACGAUGCGUCUUACAUAACUGGAGAAACCUUAGUCAUUGCCACCUUAAAACCGGCAUCAGUCUGAGUUUAGUUCUUAAACCUCCCAGUGUGAAGAGGCUUGUUGGUGACAGAAAACUGGUGCAUGUAUACAACCUAAAGUGUAAGCCUAAGGAAACACUACCAGAACUAACAGCUUUUCGGAUAUCUUGUUUGUGACAGAAAGUCGGAAAUAUUUUACCCGAUAAGGGUGAGCUGUAAUAUCUAUGCACAUCUAAGGACUGGAUCCU
This is a messenger RNA of Rhododendron vialii, 1692 nucleotides long. RefSeq names its product tropinone reductase-like 3. Bases 741 to 1490 code for a protein of 249 amino acids. Lineage: Eukaryota; Viridiplantae; Streptophyta; Magnoliopsida; Ericales; Ericaceae. The transcript is spliced from 7 exons. The record is from RefSeq and is a predicted model, not a curated record.